Hyphopichia burtonii NRRL Y-1933 is the source of this 604-nucleotide messenger RNA. RefSeq lists its product as uncharacterized. NCBI's taxonomy places the organism in Eukaryota, Fungi, Ascomycota, Pichiomycetes, Serinales, Debaryomycetaceae. The record is from RefSeq and is a predicted model, not a curated record. The transcript has a single exon. Bases 4 to 567 code for a protein of 187 amino acids.
GCCAUGGUGUAUGCUUUACCUCCAAUAAAUCAACUUCUGCAGUUGGCCCAAAACGAACAGGUUGAAGUAUUGAAUCAUUUAUUUGAGCCGUGCUCCACAUUAUCUGCAUUCAUUAUAAAAAACGUCUUGCCAGAUCAAAACUUUCAAUCGUAUAAAGACUUCAUAGAGACAGUGAGAUCAAAGCUUCUUUCAUUUCUCCAUUCGGAAGAGAGUAAAGCCAAUGAUAUAAGUCCAGAUAUUUCUAAAAUCAUUGCAGCUCAUCCAAGAUUGGGCCCUGCUAAAAAAACUGGAACAGAAUUGUCAAGCCAUUCAUCAAGCGAACAAAAAUCCUUACAGGGAUCUGAGGAGGAAUCUGCAAAGCUUUUGCAGUUGAACGAAGAGUACGAGGCAACGUUUCCUGGCUUGAGAUAUGUGGUUUUUGUCAAUGGAAGAUCAAGAGAGCUGAUUAUGAGUAAUAUGAAACAAAGAAUUCAACGGGGAGAUAUAACUUUGGAACGAAAAGAAGCCUUCAAUGCCAUGUGUGACAUUGCCUGGGAUAGAGCAAAGAAAUUGGGUGCUAAGCUUUGACCUCGAAUGUUUAUAGAUAUUAAUAUUAACUUUUAAG